This is a messenger RNA of Eutrema salsugineum, 2239 nucleotides long. RefSeq names its product nucleolar complex protein 2 homolog. The transcript is spliced from 11 exons. The coding region runs from base 158 to 2107 and encodes 649 amino acids. Lineage: Eukaryota; Viridiplantae; Streptophyta; Magnoliopsida; Brassicales; Brassicaceae. Gene Ontology annotation, biological process: ribosomal large subunit biogenesis. The record is from RefSeq and is a predicted model, not a curated record. Gene Ontology annotation, cellular component: Noc2p-Noc3p complex; nucleolus; nucleoplasm.
AAAAAUAAACCCUAAACCCUUCUUGUCUUGUUUGUUCUUCUUCUUCGUCCUGCGCCGCGUUCUCACGGUCUUUCAACUCUCUCCUUUUCAAAUUUCGCCUCUUUCGAUUCUCCUUUCAGACCAGGCUCUAAACGAACCUUAGUACCUGAGCUGUCAAAUGGGUAAGCUUGGGAAGAAAGCUAGGAAAUUUGCCAAGAAAAAUCUCCAGUCUGUUGAGAAGCGAAACAGGAAGCAGAAGCCCUUUCUCAAACGAAAAUUCGCAAAGAGAGAUGGGCGUCGAGAAGUAGAAGAUAAAGAGGAGGAGAAGAUAGAACAGCCGCAGAAGAAAAGAUGUCUUGAAGAAAAUCCUCGGGAUAUAUUCAUAGAUGCAGUGUUCGACAAGGAUGAAGUUAAAGCUCUCGGCGGUGGUGAUUCAGAUAGUGAUGGAUAUCUGUCUGAGGACUCUGGCUUGACAAAUGCAGUGGCAAAUGGAACAGAAGGUGAAAUGAGUGAUAAUGAGACGACGAUGCAGAGCAAGGAAAUUCUUUCAGAACUUAAGAAAAAGAAGAGGAAGGUUGCUAGCUUGAAUGAAAAGCAAAAUAAAGGUGAAGCUAUCGAUCAUCCCAUGCAGUUGGUAGAUGAAGCUGAAUCAGAUAUAAUGAAGCGUAAAGUACUCUCUGGAUCUGUUCUAAGCUCUUGCUGUGACCUGGUUGAUGAGGAGCACUCUGUUCAAGCGUUAAUCAGUUUGUUAAAUUGGUAUCGAGCUGCAUGUCAUUAUGGGCAGGAACCAUCAGGAAUUACUACGCCUGAUAUAUACUAUGACAUAGAAGACAGCGAGACAUUUGCCAAGGUCAUUGUGUUUGUGCUCCAAAAGGCUGAUCACAUUUUCAGGAAUAUUCUGGGAUUAUCAGCCUCCAGUAACAAGGAGAAGAUUCUGAAGUUGAAGAACAACCCAAAAUGGGAUAGUUUAAAACCACUGAUCAAAUCUUUCUUAAGAAGUACCAUGCAUCUUGUUAAUCAUGCUGCAGAUUUGGAGAUAAUAGUCUUUGCUCUUACCCAACUUAGAGUCUCUAUAGUAUUUUUUGCCGCAUUUCCAGAUUCGCUGAAAAAAUUAAUCAAGCUUUCUGUUGACCUGUGGGUAACCGGUGAAGGGGUUCUAUCGCAGCAGGCUUUUCUAAUCUUGAAAGACAUCAGUAUGGUUUUUAACUCGGAAUGCUUCGACACUUGCUUUAUCAACAUGUACAAAGCCUUUCUACAUGACUGCGAUAUUCCAAAGGCAGAUUCAGAUCAAUUGCCGUUCCUCAGAGAUUCUCUUGUUGAGUUAUGCUCUCAAGACAUGCAGAAGUCUUAUACCAAGGCCUCUGUUUCUAUCGCACAACUUGCCAAGUUAUUGAAGAUGGCUCUCACUACAAAGAAUAAGGAAGCUGUUGAGAAGAUACAGAGCGGGCACUACACAAACUGUGUUGAUCUCUGGGUGAAUUUUAUCGCCGCCAACAUUCAGGAUUGUGAUCUCCAGCCUUUGCUUUAUACUAUAGUUCAGGUUAUAAAUGGAGUUGCUACACUAUUUAUUGGACCACGGUACCUGCUCCUAAGGGUUAAAUGUAUUCAAUGGCUCAAUCAUAUCUCUCGUACAAGCGGUAUAUUUGUUCCAAUAGCGUCGUUAGUAUUGGAUAUGUUGGAAUACAAAACCACAAAUGAAGGUGAAAAGCAAGAAAAGAAGCUUGAAGCUGUCUCAGCCGUAAAGCUGCCUAAGAAUUGGUUAAAGUCGCAAAAUUUCCAAGAACAAUGUAUCUUUUCUGUGAUUGAACUCCUUGCUGUGCACUUUGCUCAAUGGAGCUUCCACAUAUCGUUUCCCGAGCUGGCUACUAUUCCAGUCAUGAGGCUGAAGAAAUUUAACGAGAGGAGCACUAUGGAAGGCUUGAAGCGGGUGGUUAAACGCUUUAUCGAGCAGGUAGAGUUGAAUAUUGAGUUUGUGCAAAUGAAGAGAGAUGAAGCGGCUUUCUCUCCUAACGAUCAACAAUCGACAGAAACGUUUCUGCAGCUUGAGAAGCGAAAUAAGACUGCUCCGUAUACACAAUACUAUCAAAGCAUCAUAGACAAAGCGCUUGGAACGAAGGAGAAGAAGUGAGACAAGUGUGGAAUAAUAUUACAAUAUUUAAUUGGGGACUUUGCAACAACAGUAGUCUUUUAUCGACCAAUGCCUUUGAAGAUUUUGUCUCUGUGUUUUUUCUCAUUUGUUACUUCGUUUAUAAUCGACCUC